Loxodonta africana (African savanna elephant) is the source of this 3966-nucleotide messenger RNA. It is a transcript of the gene LSS, whose product is annotated as lanosterol synthase. NCBI's taxonomy places the organism in Eukaryota, Metazoa, Chordata, Mammalia, Proboscidea, Elephantidae. The record is from RefSeq and is a predicted model, not a curated record. Gene Ontology annotation, molecular function: lanosterol synthase activity. The coding region runs from base 66 to 2309 and encodes 747 amino acids. Gene Ontology annotation, biological process: cholesterol biosynthetic process; triterpenoid biosynthetic process. Gene Ontology annotation, cellular component: lipid droplet. The transcript is spliced from 22 exons.
GGCGGGGCGCGGCGGGCUUGGGGUGUAGUCCGCAAGCGCGGCGGCGGCGAUAGCUCUGAGGCAUCAUGACGGAGGGCACGUGUCUGCGCCGAAGAGGGGGGCCCUAUAAAACAGAAUCUGCCACUGACCUCAGUCGCUGGCGCCUUAGCAAUGAGGAGGGAAGGCAGAGAUGGAAAUAUUUCCGAGGAGAUGAAGACCCUGGCCGAGCGCAGACUGGACUGGAAGCCCAUUUCUUGGGAUUGGACACAAAGAAUUUCUUCAAGGACUUGCCCAAAGCCCACACAGCACAGGAGGGGGCUCUGAAUGGGAUGAUGUUCUAUGCGGGGCUGCAGGCUGAGGAUGGACACUGGGCGGGUGACUAUGGUGGCCCACUCUUCCUUCUGCCAGGCCUCCUGAUCACGUGCCACGUGGCCCACAUCCCACUGCCGCCAGGAUACAGAGGAGAGAUUGUGCGGUACCUGCGGUCAGUGCAACUUCCAGACGGUGGCUGGGGCCUGCACAUUGAGGACAAGUCUACUGUGCUUGGGACGGCCCUCAGCUAUGUGUCUUUAAGGAUUCUAGGUGUGGGGCCUGACGACCCUGACGUGGUGCGAGCGCGGAACAUCCUUCACAAGAAAGGUGGUGCGACGCUCAUCCCAUCCUGGGGCAAGUUCUGGCUGGCUGUGCUGAACGUGUACAGCUGGGAAGGCCUCAACAGCCUGUUCCCAGAGAUGUGGUGGUGGACUGGACUCCGUGACCGGCCCCUGCCCCCUAGGCUGUUUCCUGAGUGGGCCCCCGCGCACCCCUCCACCAUCUGGUGCCACUGUCGGCAAGUCUACCUUCCCAUGAGCUACUGCUAUGCCACGCGGCUGAGCUGUGCUGCUGAGGACCCGCUGGUGCAGAGCCUGCGGCAGGAGCUGUACCCUGAGGACUUCGCCAGCAUCGACUGGCCAGCACAGAGGAACCACGUGGCACCUGAGGACAUAUACACACCGCACAGUUGGCUGCUCAAUGCCGUGUUCGUGCUGCUCAAUCUGUAUGAGCGCCACCAUAGCACCAGCUUGCGGCAGUGCGCCAUCCAGAAGCUGUACGAGCACAUCGCCGCCGACGACCGUUUCACUAAGAGCAUCAGCAUCGGCCCGAUCUCCAAGACCGUCAACAUGCUGGUGCGGUGGCAUGUGGACGGCGCGGCCUCCCCUGCCUUCCAGGAGCAUGUGGACAGGAUCCCUGACUACCUCUGGCUGGGUCUCGAUGGCAUGAAGAUGCAGGGCACCAACGGCUCACAGGUCUGGGACACCUCGUUUGCCAUCCAAGCCUUCCUGGAGGCUGAUGCGCACCACAGACCUGAGUUCGAAUCCUGCCUACAGCAAGCACACAGGUUCCUCCGUAUCUCACAGAUCCCAGACAAUCCCCCUGACUACCAGAAAUACUACCGCCAGAUGAACAAGGGUGGCUUCCCCUUCAGCACUCGGGACUGUGGUUGGAUUGUCGCCGACUGCACGGCGGAGGGACUGAAGUCAGUGCUCCUCCUGCAGGAGAAGUGUCCCUUUAUCACCGAGCACGUGCCCCUCGAGAGGCUAUACGAUGCCGUGGCUGUGUUGCUGAACAUGAGAAAUCCUGACGGAGGGUUUUCCACCUAUGAGACCAAGCGUGGGGGGCGCUUGCUGGAGCUGCUGAACCCCUCGGAGGUCUUUGGGGACAUCAUGAUCGACUACACGUAUGUGGAGUGCACCUCAGCAGUGAUGCAGGCACUGAAGCAUUUCCACGAGCAGUUCCCAGACCACCGGGUGGCUGAGGUCAGGGAGACCCUCGAGCAGGGCCUGGAGUUCUGUCGGCGGACGCAGAGGGCUGAUGGCUCCUGGGAAGGCUCCUGGGGGGUCUGCUUCACGUAUGGCACCUGGUUUGGGCUGGAAGCGUUUGCCUGCAUGGGGCACAUAUACCAGGACGGGGCGGCCUGUGUGGAGAUCACUCGGGCCUGUGACUUCCUGCUGUCCAGGCAGAUGGAGGACGGCGGCUGGGGUGAGGACUUCGAGUCCUGUGAGCAGCGGCGCUAUGUGCAAAGCGCUGGGUCCCAGAUCCACUGCACGUGCUGGGCCCUGAUGGGGCUGAUGGCCGUCAGGCAUCCUGAUGUCAAGGCCCUGGAGAGGGGAGUUCGGUGUCUGCUUGGAAAACAGCUCCCCAAUGGCGACUGGCCCCAGGAAAACACCUCUGGAGUCUUCAACAAGUCCUGUGCCAUCACCUACACAUCCUACAGGAAUGUCUUCCCCAUCUGGACCCUGGGCCGCUUCUGCCGCGUGUACCCCGAGAAUGCGCUUGCCAGCUCCCACUGAGUAUACCUGCGGGGGACAGGGGACCGCCCUGGCAGAGUCAGCCCCACAUUCUACAUCUGGGAGGGUGGGACUUGGGGGCAGCACUUGGUUCUCAGCACAAGCUCAGUCCUUGUUGGGGAAAGGAGCAGAGGGAAACCCUGAGUCCUCAGCAGGCCCACCUGUCCCAGCACCGGGCUGGUCGACGUGGUACUGUCCUUGCUGUGGGCACAGGCCUAGAGCAUUCUGGGAGAAGGCAGUUGUGCCUGGCGCCUGCCCUGGUGUGGAUGCAGGCCGUGGACCGCCCUUUGAGGCUGCUCGUGUCCUGUAUCCCUCUUCAUGUCCUUGACCCUGUGCCUUCUUUCUAGUGGGGAGAGGGUACCAUGGGCCAUGUAUCUGUUAUACGGUCUCCUGCGCCCCUGCUCAGCAGCCCUCUGGGGAGUGGAGGCCCCUGUUGGCUGAGGCCACCUAGGCCCAGCAAGGAAGGGGGCCAAGUGUCACUGAAACUGUGUGCUGCACAGGGGAGCCAGGGCAGUGCUUCUCCCAUGAUGCAGCCUGGCAGGUUUUCAGGGCCCCCAGCACACCAACCUCUAGGUUGUGCAUUGGUUAUGUUGAGACAAAAAUGCGCCCAGAGACCAGGCCUGACAAGGACAGUGGGGUGGCCAUGGUGUGACCACUGUGGGGCGUUGCUGCAUUCAGGACAGCUGAGCCCUCCCAGCCCAUCCCUCCCCACCCUGGCCCUGCUACGCCGCCCCACCCCAUGUGUGCUCCAGGCAUUGUCUAGGGUGGGGGGUCUUUGAGUCCCUCUGGCUUCUGCACUUGUCUGGGCUCAGGAUGGAAGAGAUAGGUCCUGGCUUUGCCCCUGACCUGAGCAGCGUUGUGGCCUCAAACACUAGCACUUCCCCGGGUGGGGCUGUGAGGGGCUACCAUCAGACCUGGGCCUGGCUCCACCCACUGCUCACCCAUUCGGGUGCCCUCAUCUGCUCCCCCAGUCAGUGGGCCGUCUUCUCCUGCCCUCCCCAGUCCGUGCCAGCUCCCCUGCCCCCACAGUAUAUGUAUGUUUUCUCCCUUGGACCCACUGGCUACGCCUCUGCCCCAGUACGGGUUCAGGGCCUUCCCCAGCAGUUUGCCCUCUGGCCUUCCUCACCCCCAGUCUCCCGAGCCUCCCUGAUCGCCGCCCCCACUGUCCUGGUACUUGCCUCCCUUGGGGUGUUCGCUCAGGCUGCCUCUCUACAGCCCACUCUUGCUGUUCCUGCCUGUGCUCACUCUUCCUUGGACUUGUGGCUCAGACCGUGUACACAGGUGGCCUGUUGGCUCCACACAGGUGUACACAGGUGGCCUGUCUGCUCCACAUAGCGGGUGCCUUGAGUGUGUGUACGCUUCUUGGGCAUUGUGAAACCAGGAUGGUUUUGGCAGAAGGGGUUAUGUCAGGACCUUUGAAGCCUUGGGUUUGCACUUGUACCUCCCCCUGCCCACGCCUCCCCAGCUGGGGCAGCAGGACAGGGAGGGAUGGCCUUCGUUUGCCCUCAGCAUCAGCAGCUGCCGUGACCACAUCACUGUACAAAACACAUUUUCCAGGAAAGAUCAAAUUCACUUUUGUACUGAGACUGCAAAUAAAAAAAUGUUAUCAAAGUCACUGCCAGGACCAGCUACCUUAAUAAACAGACACUUGGUUUCCUCA